Molecule: messenger RNA, 1380 nt
Organism: Aspergillus uvarum CBS 121591
Lineage: Eukaryota; Fungi; Ascomycota; Eurotiomycetes; Eurotiales; Aspergillaceae
Exons: 2
Source: RefSeq, a predicted model, not a curated record
UCCUCGGCGGACUCGGCAAAAGACUCGCUGGAUCAGCAGGGAACACUCUACUCAUCCACGGUGUCCGAGGCUAGCACUGCCGAGGAUGUUGAUUUCGGAGCCGACCUCCAACGCAUCAGCUGCAAAUAUCCUUCGGAACCGGAUGGCGACAUCAGCAAGUAUCUGCAGAAACUACCGAUUCAUGUCGAAUGUGAAGCAGAAAGUCUUUUUCUGAAUGGUUCGACUGUGCGUCACUGUCGCUCCGAGGCGGUUCUCGCUGGAUAUCAUAAUGCAGCAGAAGCUGUGAAUGAGUCCAAUGAGGCUGUGACGGGUCAGGAGUCUCGCACCGCCACCACUACCGUGUCAGUUAGGCCCAACGAUUCUGGCGAACCCAGCCCGAGGGACAGCGAGAUGGAACGCAGCAAUCACUAUUUUGCUGCACCGGGAUCUUCAUCGAAUGAUCCCAAUGACCCUGAUUCACAGUCGCAGUCUUUUACGCGCGUGAGUCCCAGUAUUGACACUGCCUCAAGUUCAGCCCCCACCAACUCGCGCAAAUCGAGUGCGCUGCGGAUGUCGAUCAAUGCGAUCAACAGUUACAAGCCAGCCAUGACUCGCUGCAAGACUAAUCGUGUGUCUGAAACGCCUCAGAUAAUAGACGCCGACUUUGCCGUGGAGUCUUUGAAAUUGUGCGACCGAUUGGGAAAUAGAGACAGCCAUGCUCCCGAGGUGGAUCAGGAGAGCGAAUCGCCGUUCCAUGGAUUCAACCAAUCUGAGGAGACACCAACAAGGGCCAGCGAGCCUUGCGAGACUGAAGUCAACACACCAGGUUCGCCGUUCCCUGAGAACACGAUGACUGCGAUGCCGCAGACAGUUGUGGCAUUUAACCGCUCAGCGGAUCCUGACGGGCCGGCACAUGUAGGUCAUGAGGCCGCUACUGCGUCCAUUACUGGUGUGAAUGAACAAACAGGAUUCGGCCCGCUGAUGGAAGAGAGCAUUGGGGGAUUUUCCCAGAACGACGAGCAACGGUUUAUGUUAGAAAUGGAUCAGGUGUUAGAGGAGCCAUGGCCCACCAUUGAUACCGAUGAUUUGGCGUCACUUCUCGCCCUUAGAGAUGAGUACUUCCUUGUCGACAAGUCACCCGAUAUCCGCCCCGACCGUGAUAAUAAUGCACUCAAGUCCGAAAGAAGCUUCACUGGCGACGGCUGCUUAUAUAGUGGGCCUGGACUUGAUCGCCAUUCGUCGACCAGGACUCAAGGGAUCCCCGAGAUCGUGGGCCCGAGAUCCGCCAUACAAUUACAGGGUCCACGGUCUGCCCGCGCCGAGCGCGAUGCCAGUGACUCCACUGACGAGUAUGUCUCCGGCUAUCCUGCGAGGUAUUACUUUUCAUCUCGAAGACCUUAA